AUGCUACGCCAACACUCAACGAGGUCUUCGACACCGGCCUCAACAGGGAAACCUGGCCAUCCCUGGCCAUCCCUCCCCACGGAAAUUCGCAUCAUGAUUCUGGAAGCGAUUGCACAACAAAAGCAUCCGGGUUGGGCUUCGUUUGCAUCGGUCUGCAAGGAAUGGCAAAUCGUCCUUGCUCGCCGAAAUUUCCACCGGCUGACGUUACGGGUGCCCUGUCUGGAUGGCCUUGAGCAUCUAAUCGUUCAGCAACAACACCUCGUUCAGCAUAUCCGUUUCGAAAUUGAACUUCCGCCCUACUCAUGCUACCGUUGCUCCAUGCAUGAUGGGCCAACUAUGGUAAACUACAACAACGCCAUUGUCAGCAAGGGCAUCCUAAACCUAUUCCGCAUCCUUAGCUCCUGGGACUCGAGAGGGCAACCACGUCCAGAAUGCGGCCUCUCACUAGAGCUCAACGUACAUUGUCCCAGCGACUCAAAAUACUGGUUCAAAAACUGUCAAUUUGCCCUUGAUGAUGGUGAAGGCGACGGAAAAAAAGACGACGCCAUCUGGCAUGAUCCACCACACGGCUGGGUCAAGGGUCAGCAAGUCGCCGCGCCCCCCGCAUUGGCCGUCCUACGGCUCUUCGAAGACAUCCGUCUCCAGUGCGUCGAGGGCCUUCCUGAAGUCAAAAGCGUCACUUCUCUCAAGAUUGGUCGGCAGCUACGGCGCCGGUUUUAUCUCAGUGACCUCGAAGCCCUGUUGGGCAAGCUGAGUGCGUUGGAACAUCUACUCCUAGAGCCAUGGCGGGAAUGGGAAAAUGGUGAGAGUACGAUGCAAGAUACCGCAUAUCAACACCUUGUCAAAGACUACCUUCCUCAAACGCUGAGGAGAAUUUCCGUGUUUGAAGACUCCGACCACAGUCUCGCUGUAUUACUAGCCAAUUCCUACAAUGCCCCAACUUGGCGGAGGCAAAUAUCGGCCGCCCGGAACGCGGAUCCCGGAGUCGGCGCGGCCUUUGCGUUGAGAAGCCUGAGCCUUGAAUAUCUCUCUGUUUCUUACAUGGUAAACGCUGAGGACUUCCUACGUGCUUGCCAGACUACUUGGAUAUGGCACCGCCUAGAGUUCCUAGCGCUCACAUCACACCUCCUCCGAAAGGAUGUAAUGGUGUGGGAUCACCAUGACAAGAUAAAUGAUUUCCUCUACGAAGCAGCAAAAGUAGCACUACGAAUGCCAAACUUAAAGGCAUUGGCGCUAUGGAACGGUGGGAGGGGCGUGGCCACUGCGUUCAUAUAUCACACCGACCGGAACUAUGCAUACAUUACCUGGCGGGGCACAUGGGAUGUAACUCUUAGCCCUCGGGUGGUCGACUUGUGGGAGCAGGUGGCUGUUCAGCGGAAUCAGUCCCUUCCACUGCUCGUCCGAAGGGAGCAAAUCUCGGAGACCAUUGCAUCCCAUGGAGAUGCCAUACAUCAUCUGCACUUGCCGUGCCCAGUAGUUUCGCCGUCAUCCCUCCGGCAAAUACGGGUCGAAGGAAGACAUCGACUCACAAAAAAGAAAACAACCUAA
Messenger RNA from Dichotomopilus funicola, 1548 nucleotides. RefSeq lists its product as uncharacterized. The record is from RefSeq and is a predicted model, not a curated record. Lineage: Eukaryota; Fungi; Ascomycota; Sordariomycetes; Sordariales; Chaetomiaceae. Bases 1 to 1548 code for a protein of 515 amino acids. The transcript is spliced from 2 exons.